Molecule: messenger RNA, 12072 nt
Organism: Lucilia sericata (common green bottle fly)
Lineage: Eukaryota; Metazoa; Arthropoda; Insecta; Diptera; Calliphoridae
Product: dynein heavy chain 6, axonemal-like
Exons: 33
Coding region: 17-11995 (3992 amino acids)
Biological process (GO): microtubule-based movement
Cellular component (GO): dynein complex
Molecular function (GO): ATP binding; minus-end-directed microtubule motor activity; dynein light intermediate chain binding
Source: RefSeq, a predicted model, not a curated record
UUUCAAAGCUGGAAAAAUGUCACGCCGCUUCUCGGACGAAAAAUUGAAUUCAAGAGCUAAAAUAUUGGAUAUAAUGAAUCCUAGUGGCCGUAUUUUACCCAAAAGAACCACAGUUGAAUUUAGUAAAAAAGUUCAAGUUAAAAGGAUAAAAGGUGAAAAAUCUACUUCAGAAGCAGGAAGUUCACAUGGUAUUAAAACCGGAGCCUCAUUAAUACCCGAUUUGAAUGUAACAGUGGAACGUAUGCGUAAUAUGCCCGAUGAUCGUUUUAUUUAUUUGACUUAUAUGCUGCCGAAGACAAGCGAAUAUUUUACACCCUACAGUCUGCAAGAGUAUACAUGGGAUAAUUUACCCAAUAAAUUGUUAUACUUUACUAUGAGUCGUCAUGGUGUAACCUAUUGGCAUUUGUCGGAGAAUUUCUUCACUCCUCUGUUGCAGUGGCAACAAGAAUUUCAACAAUUCUUGAGUAUUAUAAAAAUACGAACAUUUGCUGUUUUUCGCAUAUGGAAAGGAUUUAAAGUGUGGGAAAAAACCGUGAAAUGGAAGAAGCAAAAUCAAGCUCGCCAGAAUCUACAAGAACGACUUUUUAUAGCCAUACCUCACUUGGCCAAGGCCAUUCUUAAGUUACGUAGUGAAAUUGUGUUUUUGGAAAAGAGCAAUUUUAUUAAUGUGGGAGUUAUCGAGGAAUGGCAUCCAUUCUAUUUUCUGGAAGUCCAAAUGAAAAUCUAUGAAAGUUUAACCGUUACAUUAAGAGACUUUCGGGAGCGUAUGAAACAAAUAUUGUAUGAUGCCUGCCUUAAGGCUAUAAUCGAUCGUGGUUUCUUUCCCAAUGAUGAGAUCAAUUACUAUCCCUCCGUUAAGAAAAUGCGCGAUGCUAUGAGUUUUAUGGAUCGGGCUAAAAAGCGUAACUUUUGCAAAAUCCUCUCCAACUUCCUUAGCUACUGUGAUCACAUGAUGUAUCACUUAUUCCAUCAAAUUACUGCCAACAGUUUUCGCGACUUAGUUGAAGCUAUGAAAAUCCAUGAUGCCUUAGGUCCUAGCCUAAAAAUUUUAAAUGAAAAUUUAACUUUGCACGAGCAAUUAGAGCCAGCACGACCUGAAAAUUCACCUCAGAAUCCAUUUUUUAUAGCGGAUUUUCAUUUACUACCAGAUCGUAUUGAAAUUGAACCAUCUGAAGAUGCCAUGAAGCACAUUUUUAACCGCAUAUCGACUUUAAUAUUGGAAACCGUGACUGAGAUAGAAAAUUUCACCGAUGAUAAAAUUUAUUUCCAAUUUACGGAACCCUCUAUAAUGGGACGUCAAGAGGAGAGAUUAGCUGGUGUAGCGCCAGAUUUAAGUUUUCUUCUUAGAACCGAUAAAGAAUUUCAAUUUAAUCGAAAAAUAAUUUACACCUUUAUAAGAUUGGCCUAUGAAAAGGCUAAAAUAUACACUUUACGAUUUGAAACCAUACGUACCAAUUAUGAAGUGGAUACACAUACCGAUCCGAAUACUAUUAAAAAUGAGAAAGAUCUUACGGUAUUAAGAGCCUAUUGUGAACGUUACUGCAAUAAUGUAAAAGCCUUAGAUGGUAUAUUAACCAAUGUAAAUCUGGGUUUAUUAAAACUAACCCAGGGAAGCUUUAAGGAAACCGUUACACCGGUCUGUGUUAAAUUGCAAAAUGUCCUAGCCACCUAUUUGCCCAAAUUGGCUACAGAUCAAAUAGAACGCAUAUCCGAAGAAACUCGCGAACUAUCUGCCCGCAUUUUAGCUGAACCUCUAACUUCACUAGAGUUAGUGGCUCAUAUAAGAUAUCUCGAUGUUGUUGAUGCUGAAAUGGAAGUACUUUUCAAAGAAGUUGACUAUGCCCAUGAUGUCUUUAUUAUCAUCAAAGAUUAUGCCAUACCCAUCGAUGAUGAACGUAAAGAGGAUUAUAUGGAUUGUGAAGAUUUUGUUAAUCGUACAAAUGAUAAAUUAAAAGAAGUACAAGCUAAAAAAGAUCAGUUUAUUAAGCAAUUAGAGGAGAUCAUGAACAAGGAUAUACAACAGAUAUUUGAAGAAACACAUGAGGUUUAUUUGGAAACACAGGACUCAAGUCUUUUAGAUAAAAAUUCUAAUCGUCAAUUUGUAAAAUCGAAAUUAAAUGGUCUUCUGGAACGUUUGCAAAACUUACAUGAACGUGCUGCUGAAUUUAUAGGAUAUCAGAAGGAGUUUAAGAUUGACAUUACCAUGUACACCGAAAUGGAUCAAACAUUUACCGAAAUACGUUUACGUCAAAAUCUCCAUAACUCUGUAGAAGAAUGGGAAGAAGCCUAUAAACGUUGGACUACUUUAGAAUUCAAUAAGUUGGUUGUCAAUGAAAUGGUGGAUUUAACUAUAAAAACAAUUAAGAAUUGCAUGCAAUUUGAAAAAUAUCUACCAGCCAAUAAUAUACUACCCGAACUAAAACAAGCUGCAGAAGAUUUCAAAUUGAAAUUACCAGUAAUUGGCUAUCUUAGGAAUAAUAACUUUAGAGCGCGUCACUGGACCGAUAUCGAAACCGUGUUGGGUCGAAAAUUCUUUCAAGAAGAAAAUAUAUUUUUAUCAACUUACGAGGAACAGCAUGCUUUUGAUGAAGAUAUAGCCAAUUCUUUAAUGGAAAUAUCUUCACAAGCCACUGGUGAAGCACAACUUGAGAAUAUGUUGAAAAGUAUUGAAGGUGUUUGGAAGGAACAAGAACUUUCCAUUGUCAUUUAUCAUGAUCAAAAGGAUGUCUUCAUUUUGGCCGGUACCGAGGAAUUACAAACCAUUUUAGAUGAUUCAAAUGUUAAUAUAAAUACUAUAGCUGCUUCGAAAUAUGUGGCACCUAUUAAAAAUAAGGUUGACACAUGGAUAUCGUUGCUGGAACAAUUUGGAAAAACUUUGGAGGUCUGGAUGGAUUGUCAAACAUCUUGGAUUUAUUUAGAGGCUAUAUUUGCCUCACCAGAUAUACAAAGGCAAUUGCCUCAGGAGGCCAAAAUGUUUUUUGUAGUCGAUAAAAGCUUUAAAGAACUAUUGCGUACAGCCAAAAAGGUUUCCCUAGCUUUGCCGGUAAUGUCUUCCAAAGAUAAUUAUGACAUACUUAAGGAAAAUAAUCGACUUUUGGAUUUAAUAACUCGAGGUUUAGAGGCGUAUCUUGAAGUCAAGAGAGUAGUAUUUCCUAGAUUUUAUUUUCUCUCCAAUGGAGAACUUCUCGAAAUUUUGGCACAAACACGCAUACCACAAGCUGUACAGCCACAUUUGCGCAAAUGUUUCGAUGCCAUACAUCGUCUAGAAUUCGGUCAAAAGGAUGAUGGUACUGGUCAUAUGAUACCCACCAAUGAUAUUUUGGCAUUUAUAUCUCCCGAAGGUGAAAAACUAUUCUUUCAGAAAGGUUUAAAAGCUCGAGGUGCAGUGGAGGAAUGGUUAAGUAAAGUGGAGGAGGGCAUGUUUGCUUCGGUCAAACGUGCCAUGCGUUUUGGUUAUCAAUGUUAUCCGAAUAAGGAACGUGAUGUCUGGUUUCAAGAUCAUCCAAAUCAAGUGGCUUUAACCAUUUCUCAACAGCAAUGGGCCAGCGAUAUUCAUGCGAUUUUAGAUAAUCCUCUUAAUGAUGAAAAUAAAAUUGUUGGUCUAAUGAAACAAUUCGAAACGAAGUGCUUGAAGAAUCUGGCCGCCUUAGCGGCCUUAACUAGGCAGAAUAUUACAAGUUUGGUUAGGAAAGUUUUGACUGCAUUGAUUACUAUUGAUGUACAUGCUAAAGAUUCUGUAAGAAUGCUGAUUGACAAACAUGUUGUAAAAUCUUCCGAUUUUGAUUGGUUAAAAAUGUUACGUUUCUAUUGGUUACCCGAAACAGAUACCGUUUAUUCACGAAUGACUUCGGCUACCAUACCGUAUUACUACGAAUAUUUAGGUGCUGGCGGUGUAUUAGUUUUGACACCUCUCACCGAUCGUUGUUAUUUAUGCCUAAUGGGUGCCAUACAAAUGGAUUUAGGUGGUGCUCCUGCUGGUCCAGCGGGAACGGGUAAAACUGAAACAACAAAAGAUUUAGCAAAAUCUGUAGCUAAGCAAUGUGUGGUAUUCAAUUGUUCUGAUGGUUUGGAUUACAAAAUGAUGGGUCGCUUUUUCUCGGGCUUGGCCCAAUGCGGUGCAUGGUGUUGUUUCGAUGAGUUCAAUCGUAUCGACAUUGAGGUGCUGUCGGUUAUAGCCCAACAACUAAUAACCAUAAGAAAUGCUAAAGUUAUCAAUGCUAAAAGAUUUAUUUUCGAGGGACGAGAAAUAAAACUCAAUAAAUCCUGUGCUGUUUUCAUAACCAUGAAUCCGGGCUAUGCUGGCCGUACUGAACUUCCCGACAAUUUGAAAGCUCUAUUUCGUCCUAUAUCUAUGAUGGUACCCGAUUAUGCUCUUAUUGCUGAAGUCAUUCUCUACUCGGAAGGUUUUGAGGAUCCCAAGAAUUUAGCCCAAAAAAUGGUACAAAUGUAUAAACUUUGUUCCGAACAACUAAGCCAACAAAAUCAUUAUGAUUUUGGCAUGCGUGCUGUAAAAUCGGUGCUUAUUAUGGCAGGGGCUUUGAAAAGAGCCUCACCCGAUCAAAGGGAAGAUAUAACACUAAUUGCUGCUCUUAAAGACUCAAAUAUUCCGAAAUUUUUAGUAGAUGAUGCCAUACUCUUUUUGGGCAUACUUAGUGAUUUGUUUCCGGGAGUCGACUUACCCGAUUCCUCACAUCCUCAACUACAAGAAAGUAUUGUAUUGGGUUUGGCGCAAAAGAAUUUGCAACCUGUUAAUGCCACUUUACGCAAAUGUAUACAACUUUAUGAGACCAUGUGCGUAAGAUGGGGUGUAAUGUUGGUGGGUCCUACGGGAGGUGGUAAAUCGACGGUAUUGCAUGCUUUAGAAUUUGCUCUAGGACAUUUAUAUGAAACUGAAGUGUCCGGUCCUCACUUUAGACCGGUUACCAUACAAUGUAUGAAUCCCAAGGCGGUAUCAAUGAAUGAACUAUAUGGUUAUGUUAAUCCUAAAACUUUGGAAUGGCAGGAUGGUCUGCUAGGUUUGGCGGUGAGAACGGCAGUUAAUGUAGAAGAUGAAAUUCAUCAAUGGAUUGUUAACGAUGGACCGGUAGAUGCUGUUUGGAUUGAAAACUUAAAUACAGUGCUGGACGAUAAUAAAAUGCUUUGUUUGGCCAAUUCGGAACGCAUUAAACUUACUGCCUGGGUACACAUGGUAUUCGAAGUUCAAGAUCUGGUACAAGCCUCUCCAGCCACCGUAUCACGUUGUGGCAUGGUCUAUGUGGAUCCCGAUGAUCUUGGCUGGGUACCUUUAUUAGAUUCAUGGAUAUCAGGACCCAUUACAAAGAAAAUACAGGAAGCACAAUUAAAAUAUUUAUAUAGUUUAUUCACCGAAAACUUUAAAACUAUUUUGGAUUUGGCUAGAAAGUAUGGAUCGUUUCUUAUAGCUCAAGUAACCUGUUCCAAAGUGUGUCUGUGUUUGGAAUUAUUGUUUUCUUUAAUAGAACAAAUAAAUUGGCAUGAUUUCAAAGAAGAUGAAUAUAAAACUUUACUAAAUAAAAUGUUUAUAUGGUGUAUUCUUUGGUCUCAAUCAUCCAAUUUUCGUGAUCAAGAGAAAUUGGUCUUUGAGCAGUUUUUAAAGCAACACAUGGCUACGAAAGAGCAUGUAAAUUUCCCUGAGGAAGGUUGUCUUUGGGACUACAGAAUUAAUAUGCAAACUCGUAAUUGGGAAUCUUGGUCUGCAAUUGUGGAUACGUUUGUUUUCAAUCGUGAUGAUAAAUAUUUCGAUAUGCAAGUUCCUACUGUUGACACUACCAAAUAUGGAUAUGUUACAGAAUUACUAUUGCAACGCAAAUAUCCAGUAAUGUUCACUGGUGACACGGGCGUGGGUAAAACAGUUUUGGCUGUUACCACUCUAAAAAAGCUUUUACAGAAAUCGGUGGUGCCGGUGCAAAUAAAUUUCUCCGCCCAAACUAGCAGCAUACGCACCCAAGAAAUGAUAGAAGGUCCUUUAGAGAAACGUAAACGUAAUCAGUUAGGUGCUCCUAUAGGAAAAACUGUUAUAGUCUUUAUUGACGACGUUAAUAUGCCCAAAUUGGAUACUUAUGGCAGUCAACCAGCCAUUGAGCUAUUAAGACAAUUUUUAGAUUUUAAGGGAUUUUAUGAUCGUGAGAAAUUAUUUUGGAAAGAAAUUGUAGAUGUAGUUUUGGGUUGUGGUUGUGCACCACCGGGUGGAGGUAGAAAUCCCUUAACACCACGUUUUGUAAGACAUUUUGCUUUACUCGCACUGCCCAAACCAAAUGAUGAAAUUUUAACCACAAUUUUCGAUGGCAUUUUAACGGGAUUUUUAAGUGAAUUCUCUUCGGUUAUACGCCCACUUUCUACGCCCAUUGUCAAUGCCUGUGUUGAUGUUUAUAUGCGCAUAGCCAAGGAAAUGUUACCCACGCCGGAUAAGUCACAUUAUAUAUUUAAUUUAAGAGAUCUUUCCAAAUGCAUACAGGGCAUUUUACAGGCCAGCAGUCUGCACUACAACAUGGAAAUGCAAAUUUUGCGUUUAUUCUAUCACGAAACAACAAGAGUCUUUCACGAUCGUUUGAUUAAUGACGAUGACAAAAAUUCCUUUAAAACUAUUAUGCGUGAGGUGUGUCUGAAACAUUUUAACAAAGAGGUCUAUAGGGACGAAGAACCUCCCAUAUUAUAUGGUGAUUUCAUGGUUUUUGGUAAACCCAAAGCUGAUCGUGUUUAUGAAGAGAUUAAAGAUCCCGCCAAAUUGGAAAGUAUUUUAAUGGAUUAUGUUGAGGAUUAUAAUUCAAUGACAGGAAAGAGAAUGAAUCUGAUAUUAUUCCAAGAUGCUUUAGAACAUACCGUUAGAUUGGCACGUUUGUUGAGGAGUGAUCGUGGUAAUGGUUUAUUGGUAGGCGUGGCAGGUAUGGGUAAGCAGUCAUUGACGAAAUUGGCAGCUCAUGUUAAUGAGUAUAAAUGUAUGCAAAUUGAACUAAAGCGUAAUUAUGAUAUUAAUGGUUUUCAUGAGGAUUUAAGAAAUAUUUAUCGACAUGCGGGCAUUGAUAAUACCCCAGUAGUUUUUCUUAUGAUCGAUACACAAAUUGUUGAAGAGGAAUUUUUGGAAGACAUUAAUAAUCUCUUAAAUUCCGGUGAAGUACCUAAUCUAUUCGAAGGCGAUGAUUAUGAAAAGAUAAUAUUGGAUGCCCGUGAACCCUGUAAUGCCGCAAUGAAAGAUGGUUGUAGUCGCGAUGACAUCUAUAAAUUCUUUAUAAAUCGAGUGCGUAAUAAUUUGCAUGUGGUACUAUCCAUGUCGCCAGUAGGUGAUGCAUUUCGUCGCAGAUGUCGCAUGUUUCCUUCGCUGGUGAACUGUACCACCAUAGAUUGGUUUUCCAAUUGGCCCACGGAAGCUUUAUAUUCAGUAGCUUUGGGACUAUUAACGAAAACCACUUCAACGCCACAACAAUGUCAAGCUUUGGCCACAACAACUGUGUUCAUACAUAAGACCGUGGAAGAGGCUUCAGAACGUUUUUACAAAGAAAUGAAACGUCAUUAUUACACUACGCCCAGUAGCUAUUUGGAACUUUUAAAACUAUAUCAAAGUUUAUUGAAAAAUAAAAGUGAAGAGAUUAAAAAUAAACGCAAAAGAAUUUUAAAUGGUUUAAAUAAGAUAUUGGAGACCAAUGAUAUAAUAACUGUCAUGCAAAAAGAACUGGAGGUCAUGGUUCCACAACUGGAUGAAAAAUCGGCCAAUAUGAAGUCUUUAUUGGAAAGAUUAGCUGUCGAUACUAAACUGGCCGAUCAGGUCAAAGAGAGUGUUAUGCGCGAUGAGGCUAAUGCCAAAGAAAAGGCGGGUAUAUGUCAAGCCAUGUCCGAUGAUGCCAAUAAAGAUUUAGAAAUUGCUAUGCCCGCUUUGAAAGAAGCGGAAGAUGCCCUAAAAGGUUUAACCAAGGCUGACAUAAAUGAGUUGAAAUCUUUUACCACACCACCAGCUUUAGUGCAAUUUGUUAUGGAAGCUGUUUGCAUACUAUUGGGAGCUAAACCAACCUGGGCUUCUGCUAAGGGUAUUAUGGCGGAUGUGAAUUUUAUAAAGAGACUUUUUGAAUUCGAUAAAGAACAUAUUAAAGAAGAGACUUUGAAAAAAGUUAAGAAAUAUAUAAGUCACAAAGAUUUUGUGCCCGCUAAAUUCGAAAAAGUUUCAAAAGUAGCGAAAUCGGUUAGUUUAUGGGUCAUAGCCAUGGAUAAGUUUGCCAAAGUAUAUAAAGUAGUGGAACCCAAAAUCAGACGCAAAGAACUUGCAGAAUCCGAACUUAAAGAAGUAAUGGCCAUUCUAAGAACCAAACAGCAAGAAUUGGCCUCUGUAGAAGCAAAAAUUCAGACUCUUAAAGAUAAUAUCGAUCAGAAAAGUCGUGAAUUUCAAGUUAUACAAGAUGCGGUUGAUCUAACUUAUGGUCGUAUAAAUAGAGCAGGACGUUUAACGUCAGCUUUAUCAGAUGAGGAAGUAAGAUGGAAAGAAACGGUUCAGGCUUUAACACUGGAACUUGAGUGCGUACCAGGAGAUGUUCUAGUAGCUGCUGCGUGUGUAGCUUAUAUGGGAGCAUUUUCCACCGAAUAUCGCAAUGAACUGUGCGCCCAAUGGGUGGACAAGUGCCGGGAACAAAAAAUUGCUUCUAGUAGUGAAUUUCAUUUACUUAAAGUUUUGGGUGAUGCUUAUGAAAUACGUCAAUGGACUGUCGACGGCCUACCGAAAGAUGACAUCUCCGUAGAAAAUGGUCUCUAUGCCACACGAGCCCUACGCUGGCCUCUUAUGAUCGAUCCCCAAGAACAAGCCAAUCGUUGGAUUCGAAAUAUGGAGAAACAUAAUAAUUUACACAUUUUGAAAAUGACCGAUGGAAAUUUAUUGCGUAUUAUAGAGAAUUGUAUACGACAGGGUUAUCCCAUACUUUUGGAAGAUAUAAGUGAAAAUAUUGAUCCCUCCAUUAGACCGGUGUUGCAGCGUGAAACUUAUGUCUUUGAGGGUAGAACUUAUCUAAAACUUGGCGAUGUUAUAAUCGAUUAUGAUGAACAUUUCAAAUUGUACAUGACAACAAAAUUGGCUAAUCCACACUAUUUGCCAGAAAUAUGCAUUAAUGUGACGUUGGUUAACUUUUUGGUUACGGAAAGUGGUUUGGAAGAUCAACUGUUAUCCGAUAUUGUAGCAAUUGAACUUCCCGCCUUAGAAAUACAACGAAAUGAUUUAAUUGUUAAAAUCAAUACUGAUAAGCAGCAAUUGUUAGCUUUGGAAGACAAGGUUCUUAAGCUUUUAUUCAAUUCUAAGGGCAAUAUUUUGGACGAUGAGGAAUUGGUGGAAACUCUUAAUGAUGCCAAGGAAACUUCCUUAAUAAUUGCCACCCGUUUAGUGGACACUGAAGAAACUGAAAAAGUCAUAACCGCCACUAGAGAAAAAUAUCGCAAUUUAGCCUCUCGCGGAGCUAUACUAUAUUUUGUAGUUGCCAGCCUGGCUGACAUAGAUCCCAUGUAUCAAUAUAGCUUAAAAUAUUUCUUACAGAUCUUUUGUGCCGUUAUACGUUUGGAUCAUCCUAAAAUGAGUACAGAAGAGCGCAUAGAACAAUUGAAAUUGGACGAACUAAAGGCUAUCUAUGAUAAUGUCUCGAGGGGACUAUUUGAAAAUCAUAAAAUUAUAUUUAGUUUUCUUUUAUCACUCGCUAUAGAGAGACAAGAAGGACGUGUAAGUCAGCAAGAGUUUAAUUUCUUAACUCGAGGAGUUGUUGGUUCUGUAAGGGAGAAAUCCAAGCCAACGCAUAUUAAGUUAAGUGAUUUCGAAUGGGAGGCCUGUUUGUUUUUGGAUGAAAAUUUUGCAACAUUUAAAGGAUUUUCGGAGAAAUUGCAUAUGCCAUUCUUCUUAGAAAUUGAUGAUAAUCGAGAGGUUUUCAGAUUCUCGGAUAAUGAGUCCUCAUCUACGGUCAGCGAUUAUUGGAAUAAUAGACUUAACAAUUUCCAAAAACUUAUGUUUAUACGAAUUUUUAGAAGAGAAAGAUUUUUGUUGAAUGUGGUGGUUUAUUUAAGGGCAACCAUAGGCCGCUAUUUUACCGAAGUUUCAGCAGCCGGAAGUCAACUUAAAGUUGUUUUCCUAGAUACUUCCAACAUAACACCCCUAAUUUUUGUCUUGUCUAGUGGUUCUGAUCCCAUGGCAAAUUUCCUUAGAUUUGCCGAAGAUAUGAAAUAUAUGGAUAAAUUUUAUUCCAUUUCAUUGGGUCAGGGACAAGGGCCAGUUGCCGAAAGUUUAAUAGACAAGAGUUUACGUUUAGGUCAUUGGGUGUUUUUGCAAAAUUGCCAUUUAGCCACUUCUUGGAUGGGUCAAAUGGAAAAUAUUGUGCGUAACAUAACUUUGGGAGUUACCAAAGCCCAUGAAAACUUUCGCCUUUUUCUGUCGUCCAUGCCACAAAAAAGCUUUCCCAUAAGUGUGUUACAAAACUCGGUUAAAGUCACAAAUGAACCGCCCAAAGGUAUUAAAGCGAAUAUUAUGGGUGCUUUAGCCGAUAUCAAUGUGGACUACUUUGAGCAGCAUGUGCUCCAAGAAAAAUGGCGUGCUAUAGUAUUUGGUCUUUGUGUAUUCCAUGCCGUGCUGCUGGAAAGACGCAAAUUCGGUGCCUUGGGCUGGAAUAUAACGUAUGAGUUUAAUGAAAGUGAUCGUGAAUGUGGUCUUAAAAUACUAGACUUUUUCAUUGGUCGCCAGAAGGCCCAAAAAAUACCUUGGGAAGCUAUUUACUAUAUCAAUGGUGACAUUACUUGGGGCGGUAGGGUAACCGAUUCGUGGGAUUUGCGUUGCUUGAGAACGAUAUUAAAAAUGUUUACAUUUGACAAAAUACUAGAUCCUGAUUACAAAUAUUGUCGUGGAGAUCCGUAUUACCGUGAUCCUAGGAAAAAUACUAUACUAGAAUAUCAGGAAUAUGUACAAAAUUUUCCUACCUUAGAGGAUCCGGAAAUAUUUGGCAUGCAUGAAAAUGCCAAUUUAGUGUUUCAAACGAAAGAAACAAAUUUUUUUAUUAAUACACUGCUAGUGGGUCAGCCAAGAUCAGCAGCCGACGAGGGUCAAGCUCAAGAGAAUGACUUAUGCUUGGAGGUAAUUUCGAAAAUACAAGAAGUUUUAGCGGAAAAAAUUAAUAAAGAAAAUUUACAUCCGGACUUACUAAAGAUUGAUGCUAAAGGUCAACAGCCUUCCUUAACCACCGUCUUGGUUCAAGAAAUUGAUCGUUAUAAUAAUUCUCUGCGUUUGGUGCAUACCAGCCUCAUUGAUUUACGCAAAGCCAUUAAGGGUUUAGUGGUAAUGUCUGAGGAAUUAGAGGAAGUUUUUCAAGCUCUAUUGGCAAAUUUGGUACCAAAAUUGUGGGAAAAGAAAAGUUUUCUUUCCAUUAAACCACUGCCCAGUUAUAUAGCUGAUUUUCAGAGACGUAUAGAUUUCAUACAAAACUGGGCGGUUAGCGGUAAUCCAAAAUCCUUUUGGAUAAGUGGUUUUUAUUUUCCUCAAUCAUUUCUAACCGGUGUAUUGCAAACACACGCUCGUAAACGGGUCUUGCCAAUCGAUGAAUUAAAGAUAGACUUUCAAGUACUGGAAAAUAUAUUAAUACAGCAGACUUUCUUCGAGAGAAGACUCAACAAUCAACCAGUUGAGGAUUUAUAUGGCAAUAUGCCCGAGUCCUCUGAAGCAGGCGUAAAUGUUCAUGGCAUAUUUGUAGAGGCAGCAGAGUGGCGCAAAUCGGAGGGCGGUUUAUGUGAUGCUAAAGUUGGUAUCUUAUAUUCCAGAUUACCAGCCAUACGUUUUAUACCCUGCCUAAAACUAGAUGCUGCUGAACGCUAUGAGGCACCACUUUAUAAAACCCAAGCUAGAUCGGGAGUUUUAUCUACCACAGGCCAUUCAUCAAAUUUUAUAUUAUCUAUACUUUUGGAAUCCGCCCUGCCGGCUGAUUUUUGGAUUUUACGUGGCACCGCUUUGGUGUCAGGAGUAGCUGAUAAUAUUUCAUAAAUAUAAACAUUUUUUCAUUGUUAUUGUAAAUAAUUUAAAUAUUUUUAUUAUUAAAUAUAAAUAUUUUGUAUGUUUAA